Molecule: messenger RNA, 10383 nt
Organism: Cottoperca gobio
Lineage: Eukaryota; Metazoa; Chordata; Actinopteri; Perciformes; Bovichtidae
Gene: dscaml1
Product: Down syndrome cell adhesion molecule like 1
Biological process (GO): homophilic cell-cell adhesion; axon guidance; dendrite self-avoidance
Cellular component (GO): plasma membrane; axon
Molecular function (GO): cell-cell adhesion mediator activity
Source: RefSeq, a predicted model, not a curated record
GGAGCAUCAGCAGAACCAGUCCAGCACGGAGCCUCGCCUGGCCGACCGCUGCGCCGUGCACUCUUCUUGGGGGACUGCACAACAUUCCUGUGAAAUAUAACUGCUUUUAAUGGCAUGUGGCUUGUAACUUUACUUCUGCUGUAUUCUUUGCAAGAAGUCAACAGUGAGGAUGUUGUCUCUACGCGGCUGUACUUUGUGAACGCCUCCCUGCAGCGGGUGACCUUCUCCAGCUCGGUGGGGGUGUCCCUGCCCUGCCCUGCGGGCGGCGCCCCCCAUGCCGUCCUGCGCUGGUACCUGGCUGCCGGAGACGACAUUUACGACGUGCCCCAUAUCCGCCACGUGCAUGCCAACGGCACCCUCCAGCUCUACUCAUUCUCCCCCUCCGCCUAUAACAGCAUCAUCCACGACAACGAGUACUUCUGCACUGCUGAAAACCAAGCAGGAAAGAUUCGUAGCCCCAGCAUCCACAUCAAAGCAGUGUUCAGGGAGCCCUACACAGUCCGGGUGGCCGACCAGCGCUCCAUGCGGGGUAAUGUCGCCGUGUUCAAGUGCCUCAUCCCCUCAGCCGUCCAGGAGUACGUCAGCGUGGUGUCCUGGGAAAAAGACACCGUCUCCAUCGUCCCAGGUAACCGUUUCUUCCUGACCUCAUUUGGUGCUCUGUAUAUCUCAGAAGUGCAGAAGGAAGAUGCUCUGUCCACCUAUCGCUGCAUCACAAAGCACAAGUACAGUGGAGAGACUCGCCAGAGCAAUGGAGCCAGGCUCUCUGUUAUGGACCCUACGGAGUCCACCCCGUCAGUGCUGGACAGUUUCCAGUCCGGUGAGGUGCAGGUGGGGCAAAGCGUGGAGCUGCCCUGCAUCGCAUCCGGAUACCCAAACCCCACCAUCCGAUGGCUAAAGGAUGGUCGGCCAUUACCUGCAGACUCCCGCUGGACGCGGCGCAUCACUGGCCUCACCGUUUCCGACUUGAGGCUCGAGGACAGCGGCAACUACAUCUGUGAGGUCACCAACAGCUUUGGCUCCAAAGAGGUGACAGGUCACCUUAACGUCAUAGAUCCACUGCGGGUCACCUUGUCUCCCAAGAACCUGAAGACGGGGAUCAGCAGCACAGUCAUCCUAUCCUGUGCCGUCCAGGGUUCCCCGCACUUUAUGGUGUCCUGGUACCGUAACACAGAAUCUGUCUUGCCCGAUCAGCACUUUUCCAUCCAGGGGGCUCACAACGAGACAUUGUUCAUUUCUGCUGCACAAAAAAGACACUCGGGAGCUUACCAGUGCUUUGCCACGCGCAAGGGCCAGACCGCCCAGGACUUUUCCAUCAUACUGCUGGAAGAUGGUACUCCCCGUAUCGUCGCCUCCUUCAGCGAGAGGGUGGUGGUCCCUGGUGAACCGUUUUCACUGAUGUGCGCCGCCAAAGGAGCGCCUCCUCCCACCAUCACCUGGACCCUGGACGACGAGCCUGUGGCCCGGGACCUGUCGCGUGUCAGAGCCAGCCAGUACACGCUCUCAGACGGCAGCACUGUGAGCCACGUCAACGUCAGCAGCCCGCAGAUUCGCGAUGGAGGAGUGUAUCGGUGCGCCGCACGAAACUCGGCCGGUAGUGCCGAGUACCAAGCGCGCAUAAACGUAAGAGGUCCACCAAGGAUUCGGCCUAUGAAGAACAUCACUGCAAUAGCAGGAAGAAACUCUUUCAUAAACUGCCGUGUGAUUGGGUACCCUUAUUAUUCAAUCAACUGGUACAAGGAGGGGCUUCUGCUGCCUGACAAUCAUCGCCAGGUGGUGUAUGAGAACGGGACUCUGAAGCUCAGCGAUGUUCAGAAGGGGAUGGACGAGGGGGCCUACGUCUGCAGCGUGCUCAUCCAACCACAGCUCUUCAUCACGCAGACAGUCUAUGUCACUGUCAAAGUUCCUCCACUGAUCCAGCCAUUUGACUUUCCACCGACUUCCAUCGGUAAAUUGAUGUACAUCGCCUGCGUGGUGUCAUCUGGAGACAUGCCCAUACGCAUCACUUGGCGCAAGGACGGACAGGAGAUCGUGCCCUCCUCGGGCAUCACCAUCGACACGAAGGAGUUCAUGUGCUCCCUUCAGAUAUCCAAGGUGUCGCUCAAACACAAUGGCAACUACACCUGCAUUGCCAGCAACGAUGCUGCCACUGUCAGCCAGGAGAGGCAGCUCACAGUAACAGUGCCUCCUCGGUUUGUGGUUCAGCCCAACAAUCAGGAUGGGAUCUAUGGGAAGGCAGGGAUCCUAAACUGUUCAGUAGAUGGAUACCCUCCUCCUAAGGUCAUGUGGAAGCAUGCCAAAGCUGCACUAGCGGGUAUUGGGAAUCCGCAGCAGUACCACCCUGUGCCUCUGACGGGCCGUAUCCAGAUCAUGAGUAACGGCUCUCUACUCAUCAGACAUGUCCUGGAAGAGGAUCGUGGCUUCUACCUCUGUCAGGCCUCCAACGGCGUGGGCUCAGACAUCAGCAAGAGCAUGGUCCUCACUGUUAAGAUCCCAGCAAUGAUCACCAGUCACCCCAACACUACCAUGGCUAAGAAGGGUCACUUGAAGGAGCUGAACUGCACAGCCAGGGGAGAAUGGCCCAUCAUCAUCCGCUGGGAGAGAGGCGACACCGUCAUUGACCCUGACCGCAACCCCCGAUACUCCAUUACCACCAGUCCCAAUGAGAAAACAGACGAGGUGUUGUCUACACUCAAGCUAAAGCCAGCAGAGCGUGAGGAUUCAGUCUUCUUCUCCUGUCAUGCCAUCAACUCUUAUGGAGAAGGACGAGGCCUCAUCCAGCUCACUGUGCAAGAGCCCCCAGACCCUCCAGAGUUGGAGGUGCGAGAAGUGAAAGAUCGCAGUAUGAAUCUCCGGUGGACACAAAGAUUUGAUGGAAACAGUGUCAUUACCUCCUACGAUAUUGAGUAUAAGAACAAGACAGAUACCUGGGAGCUGAAGCAUGCCACUCGAAACAUUUCCCCCACCAACAAUCAGGCUAACAUUGUGGACCUCCACCCUGCCUCUGUCUACAGCAUCCGCAUGUACUCAUACAACUCAAUAGGCAAGAGCGAGGCCAGUAAGGAACUCACCAUCAGCACAGAGGAAGCACAGCCUGAUGGUCCUCCCAUGGAGGUGAUCCUGCAGCCGGUGACCUCUCAGAGUAUCAGGGUCACCUGGAAGGCUCCCAGGAAGGAGCUGCAGAACGGGGUGAUCCGGGGUUACCAGAUCGGUUACAGAGAGAACGGCCCGGGCAGUAACGGACAGUACAGCAUUGUGGAGAUGAAGGCCACUGGAGACAGUGAGGUCUACACCCUGGACAACCUGAAGAAGUUUGCACAGUAUGGUGUGGUUGUCCAGGCCUUCAACAGAGCCGGCACAGGGCCAUCUAGCUCAGAGAUCAAUGCCACAACACUGGAAGAUGUGCCCAGCCAGCCUCCUCAGAAUGUGCGAGCCAUUUCUGUAACAUCAGAUGAAGCCGUGAUCACAUGGGCUGAACCUCCCAGGAUGACGCUGCAUGGCGUAUUGAAGGGAUACCGCGUAGUGUUCUGGGCUGUCUUUCCGGACGGAGAAUGGGGUGAAAUGCAAAACAUCACAACCACCAAGGAGCAGGUGGAGCUCAAAGGCCUGGAGAAGUUCACCAACUACAGCAUCCAGGUUCUGGCCUACACCCAGGCUGGAGACGGGGUCCGUAGCAACGUCCUGUAUAUCCAAACCCGUGAAGACUACCCCGGACCUCCAGCUGGCAUCAAAACUGUGCCCUCUUCCUCCAGCAGUGUCGUGGUGUCCUGGUUACCCCCUCACAAGCCAAAUGGAAUCAUCCGCAAGUACACCAUCUACUGCUCCAGCCCCGGGUCUGGCCAACCGCUGCCCAGUGAGUAUGAAGCUAAUCCAGAGCUGCUGUUCUACCGAAUCACACACCUCAACCACCGGCAGCAGUACCUGAUCUGGGCCGCAGCCGUCACCACUGCGGGCCGGGGUAACUUCAGUGACAAGGUCACUGUGGAGCCAGCGUCCAAGGCCCCGGCUAAGAUCCUGUCAUUUGGGGGCACAGUGACCACUCCCUGGAUGAAGGAGGUGCGACUGCCCUGUAGCUCAGUAGGAGAACCUACACCUACUAUAAAAUGGACCAAAGACAGUGAGGACACAGCCAUCCCAGUAUCUCUAGAUGGACAGCGUCUCAUUCUGGCCAAUGGGACACUGGUGCUGCGCUCAGUCAAAGCUGAAGAUUCUGGUUACUACACCUGCACAGCCACCAACACGCUGGGCUUCGACACUAUCAUUGUCAACCUUGUGGUACAAGUCCCUCCAGACCAGCCACGUCUAACCGUCUCCACCACUUCCAUCUCCUCCAUUACUCUGGCCUGGAUACCAGGAGACAACGGAGGCAGCUCUAUUAGAGGUUUUGUGCUGCAGUACUCUAUAGACAACACAGAGGAAUGGAAAGAUGUUUUUAUUAGUUCUAGUGAACGCUCCUUCAAAUUGGACAACCUGCGCUGUGGCACCUGGUAUAAAGUGAAGCUGGCUGCGAAGAACAGUGUUGGAGCCGGACGCAUCAGUGAGAUCAUUGAGGCAAAGACUCACGGGCGAGAACCCCAGUUCAACAAGGAUCAGCCGGUCUUCACCCACCUGAACUCCAGCCACGCCCGCCUCAACCUGCAGGGUUGGGUCAGUGGAGGCUGUCCAAUCAGCGCUGUCACACUAGAGUUUAGACCAAAAGGUACAUGGGCAUGGCAGAAUGUACGUACCAAUGCCACCACAGACGUGUUCCUGGCAGAGCUGCGUGAGGCGACCUGGUAUGAGUUGAAGAUGAAAGCCUGUAACAGCGCUGGCUGUGGAAACCAGAGCUCCCAAUUUGCGACACUUGAUUACGAUGGCAGCACAAUUCCACCAAUCAAAUCCCCCCUGGAGAAGAACGAUGAUGUCAAGAAGCUGUUUUCUAUUGGCUGUCCUGUGAUCUUGGUCACUCUGGGUGUUGCGCUGCUCUUCAUCAUCCGCAAGAAACGCAAAGAAAAGAGGCUGAAGAGACUAAGAGAUGCAAAAAGCCUGGCAGAGAUGCUGAUCAGUAAAAACAACCGCAGCUUUGACACCCCAGUGAAGGGACCUCCUCAGGGCCCACGGUUACACAUCGACAUCCCCAGAGUGCAGCUGCUAAUUGAGGACAAAGAAGGCAUCAAGCAAAUCGGUGAGGACAAAGCCACUAUCCCUGUGACAGACACAGAGUUCAACCAAACUGGAAACCCUCAGAGCUUCUGCACAGGUGUGUCUGUCCAUCACCCGGCCCUCAUCCAGAACACUGGUCCUUUGAUUGACAUGUCAGACAUCAGACCAGGAACCAACCCAGUGUCGAGGAAGAGCGUUAAGUCAGCCCACAGCAUCAGGAACCGAUACUCUAGUCAGUGGACUCUGACCAAGUGCCAGGCCUCCACACCAGCCCGCACUCUCACGUCAGACUGGCGCACAGUUGGCUCUCAGCAUGGCAUCACUGUCACAGAGAGUGACAGCUAUAGCGCCAGCCUCUCACAGGACACAGAUAAGGGUCGCAACAGCAUGGUGUCGACAGAGAGCGCCUCCUCAACCUACGAGGAGUUGGCAAGAGCAUAUGAGCAUGCCAAGCUAGAGGAACACCUGCAGCAUGCCAAAUUUGAGAUUACUGAGUGCUUUAUCUCUGACAGCUCAUCUGACCAGAUGACCACAGGUACCAAUGAUAAUGCAGACAGCAUGACGUCCAUGAGUACACCCUCCGAGCCCGGUAUCUGCCGAUUCACUGCCUCACCACCCAAACCCCAGGACUAUGAUCGUGGCAAGAAUGUAGCUGUGCCCAUUCCACACCGCGCCAAGAGUGACUACUGCAACCUACCCCUCUACAUGAAGUCAGAUCCCUUCUUCCGAAAGCAGUCGGAGCAUCAUGACCCAUGUCCAGUGGUUCCACCACGUGAAGCCUCUAUUCGUGGCCUGGCGCAGCGGGCAUACCACACCCAGGGCCGUCAUGUGACUAUGGACUCUGCAAAGCAGCAGGCCCUAACCAUGGGCCACUCCGGCCUGUCCAACCUCACUUCCUCUGGAGGAGCAACAGGAGGCUGUGGUGGAGGUAGUGGAGGGGCGUCUGCUAGCUCCAGCAGCUCCACACUUCCCCAGAGGACUCUCACCAUGCCAGGCUCCUCUGCCUCAGUGGCCCAGAGUGCAGCGGCAGCUGCUGCUGCUACUGCUGCAACUGCUGCAUUAUUAUGCUCCGGUGCUACAGGAGGGACUCCUGGAGGUGCAUCCUCCUCCAAGAUGGGAGGAUCCAGAGACUCUCUCCUGGAGAGCAGCUCCUCGGGCUUAGGCAGACUACAGAAGCAGAGGGAUGGAGGGGCAGGGGCCUACUCCAAGUCGUACACACUAGUGUAGCCUGCCAUCACCUCGGCCUGUCACUGUAACUCUUAAUAGAAUGCUGGUCAAGCCAGCGCUUGCCUGGAGCCUCUAUGGAAAAGUGGGAUGAGAAACAUACACAUGCACAGCUGACCCGUCAGUGCCUGCACUGUGCCAGGCUGCAGGAGGCUGGUUGGGUUCCCAUUGACACUACUGUAUGAAGGGGUCAGAGUUGGGUCUCCACAGCACAGGGGUUUGCCUUUCUUUCUGCCUGAUUGCUUUCUAUUAUUAUUGUUUCACCUUUCUCUAUCCCUAAUUUCAUCACCCUGGAAGUCACUUGCCAAAACAUAAAAGAUUUAUCUGUUCACUUCAUAUUUUAAUUUUCUGGUAAGGACAAAGUACUUAUGCACAAAAUGCUUUCCACGUGCACUGUCUGGUUUUCUAGAUCAAGACAGUCGUAGAAUGAACCAGGUUGCUUGAGGUUUUGAGGUUUUUAAGUUUUAAAAUAUGUUACUUCUCUGGUUUCUGAUGGAAGAAGAGCUCAUAUCACAGCAUUGUGCCAUGGCGAGAUGCUUUUAAUGUAUGCAUAAACCACCUUGGUGUUACACUGGCUCUGAGAGGUUACUCCAUCAUGGAUUGAUACAUUAGAGGCAGUGAAAGAACUGACAUCUCAAUACCAGUUGUGAGAUGUGGAGAAUGCUCUUAAACAUGCAAUGGAUGACGCAGCACAGUGGUCUUAAGUGAUGCUUUUAUAAACAACGACUCAAAGCAGAGGAGAUAAAAAAAAAGUCAAGUGAAAGAUGAAUCCAAACCUUUUUUUUCUUCAUCAGUUUUCUGUUUAUUUUCUGAUAAUGGAAAUAUAAUCUCAUGUGCACUAAGAAAAAGUUAGAAUGGAUCAGAAACCUUCACAAGCCUGCGUGUGUGUGCGUGUGGGUGUAUAUGUGUAAAUAUAUAUAUGUAUACAUGUGGCAGGCACACACCAACAGUGGACCUUUUUAAAAUCAAUCUGUAUGCUGACCUCUCGGGCAGAUGUCUGUGUAAACUGAACCCCUCCACUGUUCAUUUUGUACCUGUGAAAGAGGAUUCGGGGACAGUAACGAUGAUGAUGCUGACGAUGUAACACUAUGAUCCUCAUUUGGUCCAGCAUUUUGAACUUUGUUUGGUUAAGUGUGAUUGACAGCAUUGCUUAGGAAAUGAUACUGAAAAGGAAGUGAGUUCAAAAGAGAACAAUUACAGAUGAAAGAGUUUCCUUUCUCUGUUCUCUUCCUCAGAACAAAGGAAGAGACCCUUUUAGGAUUCAUCAUGGCGCCACAAUGUCAUUAUUCUUUGUUUAACACAUUUGACCUGUAUCCACUUUUUCCCUUUCUUAUUCCCCACCUUCACUUCUACCCGCCCAGUCCCCCCAUCAUAUCCAUACAGUGUCACUGUGACCUACUGCUAGCAUACUGGCUAGUUAAAAAGAGAGACAGACUGAGAGAAAGAGGUCUAAUAUGCACAGACAGGCAGAAAUGCUACUUGACGUUCAAUGACAACUUGAACGGAGAGACAAGUUGCAAACAUAAGGAACAUUACUGAGAUGUAUACAAGAAAAAUAAUAUUUGUAUGAACUGAUCGUGAAUUGAUGAAAGGACAAUGACGUUGAGAUUAUAGACAGAGAGAUCAAGUGUUGAUAGAAUUUGCAGAAAUGGGGAGAGGGGGGUUACAUAGAGAGAAAUAAGUGGUCUUCAAAACUAAAAUGUGUUUUCAAGUUCCCUCCACCUCACUGAAAUGUAUUUUAGUUUUAUGCAUGGUACAGUAUCUGCUAACUUUAGGUUUAUUUAUUUUUCCCAUUUCUUCUCAAGCUUAACCCCAUAACAAAGAUCGUUCCAAAAAGAGUUGCUCCAAAUGUUUUGCAAUGGCAAAACGUAACAUCAGGGCUCUCGCAAUAGAAAAAAAGAUAUGAUAUAUGUUUGUUUUCAAAAGUAUGUACAUAUAUAUUUCUAUUCAAAUAUAUAGCAAAUAUAUGAAUAUUGAAAAAAGCAGAGAAAUAUAAAAGCCGUUCUAAUUGAAAAUAUAUAUAAAAGAUCACAAGACAAUCGCUCAGAGUGAAAAACUGCAAGAAGGAAGGAAGAAAAAGAAGAGGGAGGCUUAAACGGGUAGCACGACCAUGGACGGGAGAUCUUGGAGAGAAAGGAAGUGGUGUGAAAGAAAAUUAAAUGGUGAAACUGAGGUUUGAGGAAUGAUACAAUGACCCCUUGUGAUUUUGUAAGUGUUCCAGCUGCAACACCUGUGCAGCAGGUAGCAGCUGAGAGGACAAGCACAGUAAAGUCAAAUAAUAGUGUGAGAUUGUGUCGCUGGUUAACUGUGGUCUAUGGCUCAGUGCAGAAAGUGUGGUGUUGAAAAAGAAAACAGUAAAACAAGGACAGCCUAUACAGUAAGCGAGCCUGUUGUAAUAUGUUGUAUUGUACCUUCCAAAGGUGUGUUCACAAACUCAAUGCCAUUCCCUGACUAUAAUUAAUGAAGACAAACAGACCGAGAAGUAUUUCAGUUUCUUUUCUGUGUCAUAGCGAGUCCCCCCCCCAAACUCCAGGACUGCAGACCAAUAAACAUACCACGAACGCUUAUAACUGCAUAUAUAUGUAUUAAUGCGCCCUUUCAUUUUAAAACUAGACUGGAGAGAAAUUAAUUUAGCUUUCCAUUGUUAGUGGUUAUGAAGACUUUCCUUUUGGCCUUUUAUGUUUAAAGUUGUACAAAUACUUGUUUUCAGUAAAACAAGAGUUUGGGGAUGGGGCAGGCCUGUUUUUGGAGGCUUCCUUACUCCAGUUGUAUGGAUAUAGGAUGGAAUGAUGGAACACACUCCUGCUAACCUGCUUUCCCCAAUUCUUCAGUGAAGUUGCCUCUAAAUCACGGAUACACUGUCAGUUUGUUUUAAGUAUAUGUUAUGCAUAACUUUAAGGAAAAUUCCACCCUCUGAUACUUUUACACUGUUACUGAGAAUAUGCGCAAUAAGUAAAGUAAAUUAUUUAGGAAAUAUGCUUAUACGUUUGACAUUUGAUAAAGAAAUAAUACAUUCUGUACAAAAACUAAAGUGUAAAAAUGACCACGAGUUGGGGUAGGUCAUGUGCAAAUUUGCAAACCAUACUGCCAUAUGAAAUGGGUAACCUUGCUGUACAGUAAGUUUUUUUACUUAUUGAACACUUGCACAUUUCUCGGCAGCAGAAUGUCUUAAUUCGGCCAAAUAUCUGCAAUGUUUAAAUGACAAACGAGUGAUGUUGGGUGGAUUUUCCUUAAAUUACAACAGCUUUUCAAACUGACUCUGACUCUGUGUUCAUGAGGCCAACUUCACAUGUGCUACUUCCCCAACCUUUCCCACAUCUGCUCAACCAAUCAGAGUUUCCCCUCUCACUGUACCCCUUGCCCAUACAACAUUAUUUCUACUCCAUAAUAGAAGACUUGUGUACAUAGGAAAGUGUUUUGUAUAAAUGAGUACUAUUUUCGACAUCUUCACUAGAAACCAGGGCACAAUGUAAACUUUGAACUGAAGUUAUUGUAAUGAAACAGAAGAGGACUUGAAAAACUAUAGAAUUAUACAGACACUGCUUUAUCUUGAUUUAUGGACCAGUUGAAACAUGUCAGAGUGGACCAUGCAUAGUUAACAAUAUUUAUUUCUUCUUUUACAGGACAUUUGGUUGCAUUGUCUCCUUUUUGAAACUUUUAAAUGUUUAUCUUUUUUGUUUUUGUUUCUGAUUUUUUACUUUGUCACAGGUUGCUUGAUUUAGCGUUUGCCUUUUUUUUUAUUCCACUUUUUGGGGGGAGGACAGCAGCAUUGCAUGCUCUGAAAUUUUGCUGGUUAUAAAAGAGAAAGGGAAAUGGUGAAUUGAACAAUUUAAAAUGGAGGGUUAAUGAAAACAUUUUAAAAAUGCAGAGGUUGUUCCUUAAACUUUUAUGGGGAAACAUUGCUUCAAUUUGCAAUUGCUUGUGUUUAACUCUACAUUUUCUUUUCUAUGAAAACAAACAAAAACAGAAAAAGAGUACUCAACACCUUGUGCAAUAAAGCUAUCUUUUUAUGAACUGUGA